CAGUACUGAACGUAACCGUCCAUCAACCUUGUUCGAACUGAUAAGAUCCCCCAUGUUUUCCCGCGUGCGAUUAUCGUCACUUUCACGUCCAUAAGCCCUUGAGCUCCCGGGCUACAGCCUCGCUAGCCAUUGCAGAGCGGGGCUCCGCAGCACCUCCGUGCCAUGGACCAUUCGACCCUAGUCUUCGCGUCCGUCUUCCCCGUCCUCGCGCUCUCGCACACGACUCCGACACCGAUUGCGACGCCGGACCUAGGGUAUACGGCGCCCGGUGGCUCGUUUGGAAGCCCACAUGCAGGACGGAAUGUUGAGGCGCAAGGACAGGGACAACAUAGAGCAGUCAAGCGGGGUUUGGCAUGGAGUUGCGCAACGAGAUUCCUGAGUUUACCAAAGAAUUCAUCGCUCGCCCCGAAACCGCAAAGAACUAGGGAGGUCGUAGAGGCACUGAAUUAUCUGUUGGUCGGCGAGGGCAGGAGCGAAGAUGGCAAGGAAGAAGGACUUGUGCAGUGGUACACCAAUGAGUGCCGGCUACACUUUGCGAAACACAUCAGGGCUGGGUUGGAGCAGCUUUGGAGGAAAGAGAUCGAGCUGGAACAUUCCUGGGACAUUCUCGACGAAACACAACGAGCCUUCGAACACGUGCAGGGAGUGUAUCUCGAACCCUUCCUUGAGCAUAUACUGCCCUAUCUACAGCAGGAUACGAGCAGCAGCACUGUCCGACCGCGCAGACCUACACAGAUGAUCGAAGACUCGGCAGAUGCUGCCCCCUGGAAGUUUCGACGGGAUUUGCACGCUAUAUUCGCGCACUGUUUACCUUCACAACGAUACACAAAGUCCCUUAGUUAUGUCCUAUAUGACGCAGGAUGUAGACUGUUCCGCAUCUAUAUACGGCAUGAUGGCAUCCAGCCAAGAAUGACACCAGAGAACACGCGCGAGUUCCGCCAGCGAAUGACCACGCUUUUGCAAGGCCUGGAGCGAGUCGGCCUUGGAGGUGACAGCGCGCAAGAAGCUUUCGCACACGCCAUGAACAAGCUACUCGACUCGUUCAUCACUAGUCACUACUUGAAGGUGGACUGGUACUCCAAGAAGUCCAUCGUGCCGCACCUGAAGAUGUGGAUCCAAGAUGGUUUCUGCCCGCUCGUCGAGCUAGUACUGGAGUGCUUGAGGUGCGAGCAGAGCAGCAUUCUGCCGACGGAAGUGUCUGCAUGGCAAGAAAUGGCGCUGGGCAGGUUGGGGCGCGCCAGGGUCGACAGCUUGUUUGAUUUUGUCAUCAAUUGGCACAAGAGCUUGGGUGCCAUUUUGGACAUCAAAGAGUAUUUGAAUGUUGCGGGCGCGAAACAGCAUCUUACUUCCAGUUUUUCACAGCAAAUAUCGAGGCGGUUGUUACACCCUGGAGCAACCUCGACUUACAUAUUGAAUAUCUAUAUAUCGAUCAUUCGCUCCUUCCACGAGCUCGAGCCAAAGGGCGUGCUCCUCGAGCGAGUAGCGAGGCCGAUCCGACGGUACUUGAAAGAGCGAGAGGACACCGCUCGGAUUAUCAUUUCUAGUCUGCUCACUGAUCUCAGCGAUGAGACGGGUAGCAAGUUUUCUUCUAAUAGCGAGCUGUCAUAUGAGAUUGCCAGCGAGAUGGCGCAGCCUUUUGCAAACUACGGACAAGAAGCAGACGAGGAGCUCAACUGGGGCGAUAUGAACUGGCAGCCGCUACCACAAGAUGCGUCACCAGAGUACAAGAAGUCAAAAGUCGAAGAUGUCAUUUGGUUCCUAUUAACGCUCUGGGAGCGUGACGACUUCAUCAACGAGUUGAGAAACAUUCUUGGAGAUCAUCUGCUCCGGUGUCAGGAUCCGGAGUAUGAGAGAGAGAUUCGGCUGCUCGAGCUCAUCAAGCUACGGCUGGGAGACGACAAAAUGCAGGCGUGCGAGGUGAUGCUACGAGACGUGCUCGACUCGAAUCGCAUCAACGCGUCCAUUCGCGCGACUAUCACCUCAUCGACAUCUCCCGCCCUCGCCACGCCUGAUCGUCGCAGCAGAGAGCCUCAAACACCAGAAGGCUUACGUCCCCGCACGCCUCGACCUCGCCGACCUACAGCUACAUCACACCUAGCACCCUCAACAUCCAGCCAGGUGCAGCCUGUCAGUCUGACCCUCAACGCGCAGAUCCUGUCAUCCUUCUUCUGGCCCCUCCUGCGCGACGACACGUUCCGCGUCCCCGCACAAAUCGACACAUUGCAGAAAGAGUACGAGUCGCGCUUCGAACGCAUCAAAGGCAUGCGGAAACUGCGGUGGAUGGACGCCCUCGGCGAAGGAUCUAUAACUCUUGACUUCGACGACAGGACAGAAGAGUUUGACCGCCUCACCUCGUGGCAGAUCAGCGUCGUGUACGCAUUCCAGCCGCAGCCCAGCGAAGAGCAUGCCGCGAAGAAGCGAGCAGGCAAAGGGGGGGAGGGUGUAGCAAGGAACGUGCAGCAGUUGGAAGAGAUGCUAGAGAUGGAUGAAGGGCUAGUAAGACAAGCGCUCGCGUUCUGGGUCGGCAAGUCCGUCUUACGAGAGGUUUCGCACGACACGUACGCGGUCAUUGAGAAACUCCCCUCCAAAUCUACCCUCGCAAACGCGGACCACGAGGCCGCCGCCGCCGCAGAAGAACUCGCCGCGGUUCAGGCCGCGGAAACCAACGCCGUCAAGUCCCAGUCCGACCUACUGAGCGAGAAAAAGGACAUCUACACGGCGUUUAUUGUAGGCAUGCUUACGAAUCAGGGCAACAUGCCGGUCCAGCGUAUCGCGAUGAUGAUGCGGAUGAUGGUGCAGGGCGGCUUUCCUUUUGGCAUCGACGAGGUCAAGGGGUUGCUGGGCGAGAUGGAAGCGGGUGGCAAGGUGGUGGGCUUGGGAGGUGACGUUUGGGGCGUCAGGAAGUAGCAUGUCGGGACUCAAAAGCAAGACCUGAUAAAGAUUUUAGAUUUUAGAUUAAUGUGAAUUGAGCAAGUUUCCCAUCUGCAUAC
Messenger RNA from Cucurbitaria berberidis CBS 394.84, 2990 nucleotides. RefSeq lists its product as uncharacterized. Gene Ontology annotation, cellular component: anaphase-promoting complex. Gene Ontology annotation, biological process: ubiquitin-dependent protein catabolic process. Gene Ontology annotation, molecular function: ubiquitin protein ligase binding. The record is from RefSeq and is a predicted model, not a curated record. The transcript has a single exon. The coding region runs from base 163 to 2907 and encodes 914 amino acids. NCBI's taxonomy places the organism in Eukaryota, Fungi, Ascomycota, Dothideomycetes, Pleosporales, Cucurbitariaceae.